GACUGGCUGUGUGGUGGGUCCCGAGAAGCUGAACCCAGACAUCAUGACAUUGUGGAAGUCUAGGUCAAAGAGCCCUGUGUCCAGCACCAGCCUUUCUUCUGUGGACAAACUCGAAGCUCUAAAAAGCUACGAUAGCACGCAAAUGGGAAAAUCAUCAAAUUGCAAACCUAGAGGCCUCUACUCUAACUUGGCUUUGGCACUAACCAACUGUGUUGCAAAUGGUUAUGAGCCUUAGAGUUUCUGAACUCCAAGUAUUGUUGGGCUACGCUGGGAGAAACAAGCACGGACGCAAACACGAACUUCUCACAAAAGCCCUGCAUUUGCUAAAGGCUGGCUGUAGUCCUGCUGUCCAAAUGAAAAUUAAAGAACUGUAUAGACGGCGAUUCCCCCAGAAAAUCAUGACACCUGCGGACUUGUCCAUCCCCAACGUACAUUCAAGUCCUAUGCCAGCAACUUUGUCUCCAUCAACCAUUCCACAACUCACGUAUGAUGGUCAUCCUGCAUCCUCACCGUUACUCCCUGUUUCUCUUCUGGGACCUAAACAUGAACUGGAACUCCCACAUCUUACAUCAGCUCUUCACCCAGUCCAUCCGGAUAUAAAACUGCAAAAACUGCCAUUUUAUGAUUUGCUGGAUGAAUUGAUAAAACCCACCAGUCUAGCAUCAGACAACAGUCAGCGCUUUCGAGAAACCUGUUUUGCAUUUGCAUUGACACCACAACAAGUGCAGCAAAUCAGUAGUUCCAUGGAUAUUUCUGGGACCAAAUGUGACUUCACAGUACAGGUCCAGUUAAGGUUUUGUUUAUCAGAAACCAGUUGUCCACAAGAAGAUCACUUCCCACCCAAUCUUUGUGUUAAAGUGAAUACAAAACCUUGCAGCCUUCCAGGUUAUCUUCCACCUACUAAAAAUGGUGUGGAACCAAAGCGACCCAGCCGACCAAUUAAUAUCACCUCACUUGUCCGAUUAUCCACAACAGUACCAAACACCAUUGUUGUUUCUUGGACGGCAGAAAUUGGAAGAAACUAUUCCAUGGCAGUGUAUCUUGUAAAACAGUUGUCCUCAACAGUUCUUCUUCAGCGGUUACGAGCAAAGGGAAUAAGGAAUCCGGAUCAUUCUAGAGCUUUAAUUAAAGAGAAAUUGACUGCGGAUCCAGACAGUGAAAUAGCUACAACCAGCCUAAGGGUUUCUCUACUAUGCCCACUCGGGAAAAUGCGGCUGACCAUCCCGUGUCGGGCCCUCACGUGUUCUCACCUGCAGUGUUUUGAUGCUACUCUGUAUAUUCAGAUGAAUGAGAAAAAACCAACCUGGGUGUGCCCUGUCUGUGACAAGAAGGCUCCCUACGAACACCUUAUUAUUGAUGGCUUGUUUAUGGAAAUCCUAAAGUACUGUACAGACUGUGAUGAAAUACAGUUUAAGGAGGAUGGAUCCUGGGCACCCAUGAGAUCAAAAAAGGAAGUGCAGGAAGUGCCUGCCUCUUACAACGGAGUCGACGGAUGCUUGAACUCCACGGUGGAGCAUCCAGUAUCUUCUCACCACCAGUCCUCGAGUAAAAACAAGAAAGUCGAGGUGAUUGACCUCACCAUAGACAGUUCAUCAGACGAAGAGGAGGAAGAGCCCUCUGCCAAAAGGACCUGUCCUUCUCUGUCGCCCACAUCACCACUCAGCACUAAAGGCAUUUUAAGUCUUCCACAUCAAGCGUCUCCAGUGUCCCGCACCCCAAGCCUCCCUGCGGUGGACACGAGCUACAUUAACACAUCCCUUAUCCAGGACUACAGGCAUCCUUUUCACAUGACGCCCAUGCCUUACGACUUGCAAGGAUUAGAUUUCUUUCCUUUCUUAUCAGGAGACAAUCAGCAUUACAACACCUCCCUCCUGGCUGCUGCAGCCGCGGCAGUUUCGGACGAUCAAGACCUCUUGCACUCGUCUCGGUUUUUCCCAUAUACCUCCUCGCAGAUGUUUCUCGAUCAGCUAAACACAGGGGGCAGUGCUUCUCUGCCCACCACCAACGGAAGCAGUAGUGGCAGCAACAGCAGUCUCGUGUCCUCCAACAGCCUAAGGGAGAGCCAUAGCCACACCGUCGCCACCCGGAGCACGGACACAGCCUCCAUCUUCGGCAUCAUCCCGGACAUUAUCUCGUUGGACUGACCCUGCCCCUGCUGCUCCGCCCCGACCCCAGAUUAAGUGAACUUGGCCAGAGAGGAGAACUUUGUGCUCUGUUUUACCCUAUUCUGUUUAGAAAAGUACGCAAGCGUGGUUUUUUGUUUUGUUUUGUUUUUUUUCCUUUUUUUAAGGAAAAAAAUUAAAAGAAUUGUACAGAGAACAAAACUAUAUUUUCAGUUUUACUUUUGUAUAUAAAUCUAAGACUGCCUGUCUGAUAAAACACUUGUUUAAAAAAAAAGGAGGGCGGGGGGGAAAGAAACAGAAAAAGAAAAAAAAUACCCAUAAACCACCUUCAGUUUAUUUUUUUCCCCCUGGAUUCUGAAGAUUUUCCUCGUUUGUCCUAUGGUUUGGGUUCUAUUUUACUUCCGACAAAUGGCAUUAUUUGCAAUAACAGAAGAGGAAUUGCAUGUAUGAAGUUUUAAAUUGUGGGCUUUUCUUUGUUGUGGGGAGGGGCUGUGGGGAGAUAGGUUUAAUUUCCAUUUGCUAAAAGUGAUUGUGUGUGUGUGUGUGUGUGUGUACGCGUGCACAUGCGCGCUCAUAUUUUAUCCAGCCUUAAGUUAUAACUCUCAUCUGUCCGACUGCAUUCCCUCUUAUUUCCAGGACAUAGCUCGUGGGGUGGGGAGGGGGUCAGCGUGUGUGUGUUUUCUUGUCAGCACCGUUCCUUCUCUUCCCAGGUUUGCAUUCGGUUGACUUGUCAGUUGCCUGCUUCUUUCAAAAAGUGCUUUGAAGGCCUUGAGCUUGCAUAUAAGCAUCUUUAUCAACUACCCCACUUGCAUGUUCUCCGUCACAUAUUCUCUUACAUGUUAGCUAUCCCGUGAGAAUAUGUUUUAGAGAUAAUGGAGUAAAGCUGUCAGGGUAAGAAUUAAGAGCAGGCUUUGCAGACCUGUGAAUAACAAAUACACUGUUCUAGUUCGACUUCUUUAUUCCGAAGCUUGAUCGCCAGUAUUGUGUAUUUAAGCAAAGUCUGGGAAGACCUGCUCUUUUGGCCACAGGGUAAUGAGUUUUCACGGAGGACCUUCAUACCAAAGUAGGAAGUAACAGUAGUUCAGAAAGCCCUGUUGCAUGUCUUGUACAGCUGAAAGAGGUAAAGUUACAUCAACUCAAAAAAGGAAGUCAGUAAAUUCUGCUUUGAAAAUACAGUGCACCACACCUGUCAGUCUUAGAAAUGUGCUACUUGAUAAACAGUUGAAAUACAAAAUAGGUGUGAACCUUAAUCAUAUUUUAUUCUCUACUUCUGAUUAACCUAGCUCCCUUAUUUGCUUUGUUUAUUCUCAUCUUUGAAAGGCAGGCAUGCCAUAGGAAAAUCACUUUUUCCCCUUAAGAAUCUCUGGAUCAGUCUGCUCUAUUCUUUGUAAUCACACAACGUGUAAAUAUUAUUAUUGAAAGCUGUUUUCCAAGGGAUGAGUGAGGGCUGGAGGGAAGGAAAAGUGGUUCUACUUGUGUCCCCAAAUCCUUAUCAGAGAAGGGAUUACAUUCUCAGGUGCGGAAAGUAUUUUUAUAGCUGAUUGAAAGUGCAUGUUUCACCAAAAAGAUAAAGAAGGGGCAUAAUGAUUGCCAGUUUUCCAGACUGGAUUUUUGUAUCUGAACUGUUACCGCUAACGCAUUGUUCUCAGAGUUGAUGAAGGACCUCUUUUUUGGUUUAUAGACUUGUCUUUUUAAACCAUGUAUUGGUAACAAAACGACCUACUGUCAUUUCAGGUAGAAUUCAAGAUGGCAGUAUCUUUGGUUGUAUGCUAAACUUAAUGGUUCACAUGACUGUGUGGCGUCUAACUAUAUUGUCUGUUUUUACAGCAUCUCGCUGCCACUAAAUGGACUUGAAUUUGGAGGUUGGGGGAAGUUUGGUAUUGAUAUGUAUAUGUGUGUGUGUGUAUAUAUGUAUUUAUAGAUAAUAAGUGAGUGACUGAGCUAUGCAGUCUUCCCUUAUGCAUGUGUUUUCCACACACAAAUGGCUGAGUUAUCGUCACUAAACAAUUUGCAAUAAAAAAGGAAACACCACCAAACAACAAAAGUGGAUUCAUUGUCAGUUAAAACAGGAAGUAGUUAUUUUUUUAUGACUAGUAUUAUGAUGAGUAAAUGCUUUACAUAGUCUUACUGUAUUCAGACAAAUGUUUAAGAGUAUCAUAAUUUGAGUUUAAAUUUGGACUGAGGUAGAAAUUGUGGGGAGUAGUUUCUUACUUCAUUUUGCAAUAGGACAUGUAUUUUUAGUCAUUCAACUACCUAAGGUGUAAGGUGAAUAGUUUGUGUUUUGUUUUUAUUUUUGGUUCCCUUUAUCUGUCCUUUGUGGUCCCAACGCUCUGAUCAAUAACUGUGUGUGAUGCUAAAUUACAAACUCUUCAAGUGAUCCAGCUGAAAAUCCUCCCUGCUCCCCGCUUGAGCCCCGUUUAGUCAGAGCUCUCUUCAUUCUCUGCAUUACACCAGCCUGAUGGAAGGACACCUAGUCGAGAGAAAUAAAUGUCUGGCCAGUGGCAAUGGUCGUGUCUCUGUUCAGUUGUCCAUGUGUUUGAGUCCAUUCCGUCCUGUGGGAAGCUCGUUUCUGUCAGCUAUUGACUGUCCAGGUUGUUACGUUAUUGGUGUUCGUCACUCUGUGGGUCUCAUGCUUGCUGGCAGUCUGUGACUUCCCAUAACUAGUAGCGGAGUCCUGCACCGUGUCCUCCUUUCCUCUUCAGACAAACAGCCCAGCUUAGUUACGCCAUCCCUUUCCCUUAGCCCAUCUGCAUUGCCCCAGCCCGCCAGGAUUGACAUGCUGUCCGGGAGCAGAUAGUGGUGCUCAGAACCCUCACGCAAGCUUCCACGUCCCCAGGCCUCCAUCGUCAUGACCAGUGUGCUGCUGUCUACGGGUGUGUUUCUGUGCCGUGCUGUGUGUGCAUGCGUCUUUGAUAAAAUAGCUGUUUGAGUAACAGGGUUGGUUGAAGUGGCUUUUAAUUACUUGUGGGCAUUAUUGGACAUCUUACAAGAAUCUGAACUUUUACCAUAUGCUGUAUUUAGGUGACUAAUUUACUUUGAGCAUUACAGUUUUUCUACUAUUAAUUUAGGCAUUCUCACAAUUCUAUGUCAUUAUUAACAUAGUAAGAAUUCACCUAAAUGUUUUAAAAAUAUGAUUUCUUGGCAGAUUUUCCUUUGAGUCAGAUCUGGAACAAAUUAUAUUCCUGGUUUUAAAUUAUUAACUGUAGGAAGCACAUCGGUGUGUGUUUUUUUAAUAUAUAUGUUUUAAUACUACAUUUUGAGAUCUUUGAGACGCUAAAGCACAUUUGAAAUUAUUUUAGUAAGAAUUUUGUUGUACAAGACAUGUUAAAUUCUGUUUUCUUAAUGAAACACAAAGCUUAGAUUUUAAAAAGAGGGAGGACGAAAUGCUGGUGGUCCCAGAGUGUGCUGCUGUUAAUUGUUUAAUUAACAAAGGGGAAAAUGUAUAUAAACAGAUAUAAAAGUUACCAUAAAUUCCAUGAACUUAAAUCUGUGAUUCAUUGCCUUAAAACUUUCUCUCUUAGAAUUUCCAUACCGCAUGCCAAACCAGUAAAAUGGCUUUUAAAAAUGUAUAGUAGACCAAUGUCAGUUUGUAUAAAAGUACCAAGUGAAAAUAUUUAUUACUUGCAUUGGAAAAAAAAUUGUUUACCUAUUAUUGAAUGUUACCUGUUUAUGUAGAGCUCUUUAGAUGUAAUAAAAGAAACUCCUUCAGUUA
Molecule: messenger RNA, 5835 nt
Organism: Echinops telfairi (small Madagascar hedgehog)
Lineage: Eukaryota; Metazoa; Chordata; Mammalia; Afrosoricida; Tenrecidae
Gene: PIAS1
Product: protein inhibitor of activated STAT 1
Exons: 15
Coding region: 219-2144 (641 amino acids)
Biological process (GO): protein sumoylation; regulation of transcription by RNA polymerase II
Molecular function (GO): transcription coregulator activity; SUMO ligase activity; zinc ion binding
Source: RefSeq, a predicted model, not a curated record